Jaculus jaculus (lesser Egyptian jerboa) is the source of this 9828-nucleotide messenger RNA. It is a transcript of the gene Lrba, whose product is annotated as LPS responsive beige-like anchor protein. The record is from RefSeq and is a predicted model, not a curated record. Gene Ontology annotation, molecular function: protein kinase binding. Gene Ontology annotation, biological process: intracellular protein localization. The transcript is spliced from 57 exons. NCBI's taxonomy places the organism in Eukaryota, Metazoa, Chordata, Mammalia, Rodentia, Dipodidae. Bases 367 to 8952 code for a protein of 2861 amino acids. Gene Ontology annotation, cellular component: cytosol; membrane.
CCUGCCCCCGCCUUUUCCUGCCCGCCCGGGAGCUCGGCCGCCGCCGCCGCCACCUCGGGCUCGCGGCUCCCCGGCGGGGCUGAGGACGAGCGGGUCCCGGAGUGUCUGGGGUUUGGCGUUGUUGUCAGCCUCGGGGAGAGAGAUUGGACAAAUAAUCUCCAAGAGGAGGAGGAGGGCGACGCCAAGGACUUUCCACAUCAACUGCUUUUUUUUUUUUUUUUUGGAAUUUCUCCUCAAGUUGGAACAUAGACUCUUUUGGCAUAUCGUGUGUUGGGAUUUUUCAUUAUCUUAUUUUUAUUUUUUUGCAAUUGCCACGAUUAACUGGCCCAGGGUGACUUCAAGUUGUCCUUAUCUCCUGAACUGGUAAUGGCCAGUGAAGACAAUCGUGUCCCUUCCCCGCCACCAACAGGUGAUGACGGGGGAGGUGGAGGGAAAGAGGAAACCCCUACGGAAGGGGGUGCAUUCUCUCUGAAGCCAGGGCUCCCCAUCAGGGGCAUCAGGAUGAAAUUUGCCGUGCUGACCGGGUUGGUUGAGGUUGGAGAAGUAUCCAAUAGGGAUAUUGUAGAAACUGUCUUUAACCUGCUGGUAGGAGGGCAGUUUGAUUUGGAGAUGAAUUUCAUCAUCCAAGAAGGCGAGAGUAUCAUAUGCAUGGUGGACUUACUGGAAAAAUGUGACAUAACUUGUCAAGCAGAAGUUUGGAGCAUGUUCACAGCCAUCCUGAAGAAGAGCAUUCGGAACCUCCAAGUCUGCACAGAAGUAGGCCUUGUGGAGAGAGUGCUCGGGAAAUUUGAGGAAGUUGACAGUAUGAUCGCAGAUCUUUUAGUUGACAUGUUGGGAGUGCUGGCUAGCUAUAAUUUGACAGUUCGAGAACUAAAGCUUUUCUUCAGUAAACUUCAAGGAGAUAAAGGACAAUGGCCGCCACACGCUGGGAGGCUGCUGACUGUGCUCACUGUGCUGCAGCCUCGGAAGUGCUGUCCGGACGCCUUCUUCAGCUUCCCAGGAAAGAGCGCGGCCGCUAUUGCAUUACCUCCUAUAGCCAAAUGGCCAUACCAGAAUGGUUUUACAUUUCAUACCUGGCUUAGAAUGGAUCCUGUAAACAAUAUCAAUGUAGAUAAGGAUAAGCCAUAUUUGUAUUGUUUCAGAACCAGCAAAGGUCUUGGCUAUUCUGCUCAUUUUGUUGGAGGCUGUUUGAUUAUAACAUCAAUAAAGUCAAAAGGGAAAGGCUUUCAACACUGUGUGAAAUUUGAUUUCAAGCCACAAAAGUGGUAUAUGGUGACUAUAGUGCACAUCUAUAAUCGGUGGAAGAAUAGUGAGCUUCGAUGUUAUGUGAAUGGCGAGUUAGCUUCCUAUGGAGAGAUUACAUGGUUUGUCAAUACCAGUGAUACCUUUGACAAGUGUUUCCUGGGCUCUUCGGAAACAGCCGAUGCUAACCGAGUGUUCUGUGGCCAGAUGACGGCAGUUUACCUCUUCAGUGAUGCUCUCAGUGCAGCUCAGAUUUUUGCGAUUUAUCAGUUGGGCCUGGGAUAUAAGGGUACAUUUAAAUUCAAAGCAGAGAGCGACCUUUUCCUUGCUGAGCAUCAUAAACUUCUACUGUAUGAUGGCAAGCUCUCUAGUGCCAUCGCCUUCACAUACAAUCCACGGGCCACAGAUGCCCAGCUGUGCCUCGAGUCUUCUCCUAAGGACAACCCUUCCAUUUUUGUUCACUCACCACAUGCACUCAUGCUUCAGGAUGUGAAGGCAGUUUUAACCCAUUCCAUCCAAAGUGCUAUGCAUUCAAUUGGAGGAGUACAAGUUUUGUUCCCCCUUUUUGCACAGUUGGACUAUAAGCAACAUUUAUCUGACGAGGUUGACUUGACCAUCUGUACAACUUUGCUGGCUUUUAUCAUGGAGCUGUUGAAGAACUCAAUUGCCAUGCAAGAGCAGAUGCUGGCUUGCAAGGGCUUCUUGGUAAUAGGAUACAGUCUUGAAAAGUCUUCAAAAUCCCAUGUCAGCAGAGCAGUACUUGAACUUUGCCUUGCAUUUUCAAAGUAUCUGAGCAAUCUUCAGAAUGGGAUGCCCCUACUCAAGCAGUUGUGUGAUCACGUCCUUCUUAAUCCUGCCAUAUGGAUUCAUACUCCAGCCAAGGUCCAGUUGAUGCUUUAUACAUACCUGUCCACCGAAUUCAUUGGGACAGUCAACAUCUACAAUACUAUCCGGAGAGUUGGAACAGUGCUUCUCAUCAUGCACACACUGAAGUACUACUACUGGGCGGUGAAUCCUCAGGAUCGGAGUGGAAUCACUCCCAAAGGAUUAGAUGGACCACGGCCUAACCACAAAGAAAUGCUUUCUCUACGAGCGUUCUUACUGAUGUUCAUUAAACAAUUAGUGAUGAAGGAUUCUGGAGUAAAGGAAGAUGAACUGCAGGCCAUCCUUAAUUACCUGUUGACUAUGCAUGAGGAUGACAAUUUAAUGGAUGUUCUUCAGCUUCUUGUUGCACUAAUGGCAGAACACCCUACCUCUAUGGUUCCUGCUUUUGACCAAAGGAAUGGGUUACGUGUUAUCUACAAACUUUUGGCAUCGAAAAGUGAAGGAAUCAGAGUACAAGCUCUCAAGGCACUGGGCUAUUUUUUAAAACAUCUGGCUCCAAAGAGGAAAGCUGAGGUGAUGCUGGGGCAUGGCUUGUUCUCCUUGCUCGCCGAGAGACUGAUGCUGCACACCAAUCUAACCACAAUGACCACGUACAAUGUUCUCUUUGAGAUCCUUAUAGAACAAAUCUGUACUCAGGUGAUUCAUCAACAGCAUCCAGACCCCGGCUCUUCAGUAAAGAUACAAAACCCUCAGAUACUAAAAGUAAUUGCAACCCUACUUCGAAAUUCUCCCCAGUGCCCUGAAAGCAUGGAGGUUCGCCGAGCCUUUCUUUCUGACAUGAUUAAACUUUUUAAUAAUAGCAGAGAAAACAGGAGGAGUUUGCUUCAGUGUUCUGUGUGGCAGGAAUGGAUGCUCUCUCUCUGCUAUUUCAACCCCAAGAAUUCAGACGAGCAGAAGAUAACCGAGAUGGUGUAUGCCAUAUUCAGAAUCCUGCUUUACCACGCAGUCAAAUAUGAGUGGGGAGGCUGGCGUGUGUGGAUAGACACCUUGUCAAUCACGCAUUCAAAGGUUACUUUUGAAAUACACAAAGAAAACCUUGCCACUGUAUUUAGGGAACAGCAAGGGACAGUUGAUGAAGAGCUAGGGCUGUGUUCUUCAAGUCCGCUUCCUGCAGUCACUGGUGGCAGCAGGGCUGCUGAUGUUCAGCUGGGGGCCCAGCAAUCAGACGUGAAGGAUGCACCCAUCUCUUCUCCUUUCACUAGAAAUAGCAAUGAGAGCUCUAGUGUUGGGCAGGCAAGCUCAGUAGAGUCAGCGUCCAACAUAGAACUGCAAACGCUUGAUGUGUCUAAUGUAGAAAGGAAAACAGAGCAAGAGCAGCAGGAUUUACCCAAUGGCACUUUGCAAGAAACCUUGAUGGAUGCGAUGAAGGCUGCAGGCAGUGCAGAAGCACCCUUACAUGCAGCGGAGCCCGCGGCCAUUCGCGCCGAUGCUCUUACAGCCAACGGCAACGACGUGGCUGUCAGUGAGGUGGCUGCCUCCGCAAGCUCCCCCUCAGAGCAGGUUCCUGAAGAGAUGCCGGAAUUGUUGGAAAAGUCUGCAGUAGAGGAAGAGGAUGAUGAUGAUUACGUGGAGCUCAAGGUUGAAGGCAGCCCAAUUGAGGAAGCUAACCUCCCCACGCAACUCCGAGAGCCCAGUUUGUCUGUAGCUGCUCCUGAAGGAAGAGCUGAGGAGUCCAGUGAUGGCUGCAAAGUAGCCAUUCAAGAAGAAGCUACUGAUACUAAAUCGCCAACCGAUACUGACACUGGAGAGUCUAAAGAUCCUGGGUCCCCGACUCUGGCGGCCUCAGGGUCUUCAGCUGCCUCCCCAGAAACCACUGACUCCCCCGCAGCUGCGCAGCCAGACGUUGACCUUGCGCCCAAUGCAGAGAAGGACCUGCCCAGCCCUGCUGUGGAAACCAAGUCAAUCAGUGAUUACUCUGGUAGUGUUUCUGAUGCUCCUCCUACUUUUGAGCAGAAGAUUGCCAAGUUGGAUGUGUCCAGUGUUGCUUCUGAUACGGAGAGACUAGAGCUGAAGGACAGUACAAACCCUGAAGUGCCUCAGCCUCAUCGACACGGGCCUGAGAUGUCAAGGCAACAGGAACAGCCAGGGCAAGGAGCUGCACCAGAUGUGGUCAAUGGACAAAGGAGGGAUUCCAGAUCUACGAUGUUUCGUAUUCCUGAAUUCAAGUGGUCUCUGAUGCAUCAGCGUUUACUCACUGAUCUCUUGUUUUCUAUAGAAACAGACAUACAGAUGUGGAGAAGCCACUCAACAAAGACAGUUAUGGACUUCGUGAAUAGCAGUGAUAAUGUCAUCUUUGUACACAACACAAUUCAUCUCAUCUCUCAAGUGAUGGACAAUAUGGUCAUGGCUUGUGGGGGUAUACUGCCAUUGCUUUCAGCUGCUACAUCGGCUACACAUGAGCUGGAGAAUAUUGAACCCACGCAAGGCCUUUCAGUUGAAGCCUCUGUGGCGUUUCUGCAGAGGCUCAUCAGCCUUGUGGAUGUGCUCAUAUUUGCAAGUUCUCUUGGCUUUACCGAAAUCGAGGCUGAAAAGAACAUGUCAUCUGGAGGAAUUUUGCGACAAUGUCUCCGACUGGUGUGUGCAGUAGCAGUAAGGAACUGCUUAGAGUGUCAACAGCAUGCACAGAGGACAGCUAGGGGAGAGCCAGCGAAAGGCCUGAAGACAGCACACAGCCUGAUUCCCAUGGGGAAGUCUGCAGCCAAGAGUCCAGUGGACAUAGUGACUGGUGGCAUUUCUCCAGUAAGAGAUUUCGACAGGCUCCUGCAAGACAUGGACAUCAAUCGGCUGAGGGCAGUUGUUUUCAGAGACAUAGAAGACAGCAAGCAAGCUCAGUUCUUAGCUCUGGCUGUGGUGUACUUUGUGUCUGUGCUUAUGGUCUCCAAGUACAGAGAUAUUUUGGAGCCCCAGAACGAAAGGCACAGUCCCUCAUUUAAAGAUACCUGUAGUGAAAAUGGAAAUGCAUCACUUCCUGAUGUAGAAAGCACACAGGCACCAUUAAGCCCUUUAUCUCUGUCAUCAGUGGAGGAGUCAGUGGAAAGCAGCUCAUCUUCUCGAAGGAGGGAUUCUGGUCUUGGUGAGGAGACAGCUUCUGGCUUAGGAAGCAAUGCGUCUGCAGCUCCUCCAGCCGCGCCUCCAGGUGUCAGCGCAGGCCCAGAUGCCAUCAGUGAGGUGCUGUGCACUCUCUCUUUAGAAGUCAAUAAAUCUCAGGAAACCAAAACUGAUGGAGGAAAUGACUUGGAUAACAAGGUGACGCCAUCAGUUCCAGUUUCAAAAAAUGUCAAUGUGAAGGACAUUCUCCGGAGCUUGGUUAACAUCCCAGCAGAUGGAGUCACGGUGGACCCCGCCCUUCUGCCGCCAGCCUGCCUCGGCACUCUUGGCGACCUGUCUGCUGAUCAGCCUGUGCAGUUCAGGUCUUUUGACAGAAGUGUUGUUGUUGCUACAAAAAAGUCAUCAGUCUCAUCCUCUGCACUUAGCACAAGUGCACCGGCCAGCGCUGUGAGUGUGGUCUCCUCAGCAGAUCCUGCUCAAGCCUCAGAUGUUGGGCGAGAGUCACCUGGGAGUAGAUCAUCCAAUUCAAAAUUGCCGUCAGUCCAAACAGUUGGUUCAGUUCCACAAGAUCCUGUUUCAAACAUGAGUAUUACAGAGAGGCUUGAACACGCUUUGGAAAAAGCGGCCCCUCUUCUGCGAGAGGUUUUUGUGGAUUUUGCACCUUUUCUUUCUCGGACACUGUUGGGUAGCCAUGGACAGGAAUUGCUUAUAGAAGGAACAAGUCUGGUCUGCAUGAAGUCUAGUAGUUCCGUUGUGGAGUUGGUUAUGCUACUGUGUUCCCAGGAGUGGCAGAAUUCUAUUCAGAAGAACGCAGGCCUUGCGUUUAUUGAACUUGUCAAUGAAGGAAGGUUGCUCAGCCAAACAAUGAAGGAUCAUUUAGUAAGAGUAGCAAAUGAAGCUGAAUUUAUUCUGAGCAGGCAGAGAGCGGAGGAUAUUCACAGGCAUGCGGAAUUUGAGUCACUGUGUGCCCAGUAUUCUGCAGACAAACGAGAGGAGGAGAAGAUGUGCGAUCAUUUGAUAAGAGCAGCUAAAUACCGAGACCAUGUGACAGCUACUCAACUAAUCCAGAAAAUCAUCAACCUCCUCACAGACAAGCAUGGGGCCUGGGGAAGUUCUGCAGUGAGUCGUCCUCGUGAGUUCUGGCGCCUUGACUACUGGGAAGAUGACUUGCGGCGCCGGCGACGAUUUGUGCGUAACCCUCUAGGAUCGACACAUCCUGAAGCGACACUAAAAACAGCCGUGGAGCAUGCCACAGAUGAAGACAUCCUGGCUAAAGGAAAACAGUCCAUCAAGAGUCAGGCUUUAGGAAAUCAGAACUCAGAAAACGAGAUCCUCCUGGAUGGCGACGAGGACACCCUAUCAUCCGUGGAUGAGAAAGAUUUAGAGAGUCUUGCCGGUCCAGUUAGCCUGAGCACACCGGCUCAGCUUGUGGCCCCCUCUGUUGUAGUAAAAGGUACUCUAUCUGUCACCUCCUCUGAGCUCUAUUUUGAGGUGGAUGAAGAGGACCCUAGCUUCAAGAAGAUCGACUCCAAGAUUCUGGCAUAUACUGAAGGGCUGCAUGGAAAAUGGCUAUUCUCAGAGAUUCGAUCAAUCUUUUCUCGUCGUUACCUUUUGCAGAAUACAGCCCUGGAGAUCUUUAUGGCAAACCGAGUUGCCGUAAUGUUCAACUUUCCAGACCCUGCAACCGUAAAGAAAGUGGUUAACCAUCUACCUCGUGUUGGUGUUGGGACCAGUUUUGGAUUACCUCAAACUAGGCGCAUUUCAUUAGCUAGUCCACGUCAACUUUUUAAAGCCUCUAAUAUGACACAGCGAUGGCAGCACAGAGAGAUUUCAAAUUUUGAGUACUUGAUGUUUCUCAACACAGUGGCAGGACGGGGUUAUAAUGACUUAAACCAAUACCCUGUGUUUCCUUGGGUCAUCACCAAUUAUGAAUCAGAAGAACUAGAUCUCACCUUGCCAAGCAACUUCAGAGAUUUGUCCAAGCCAGUAGGAGCCUUGAAUCCCAAAAGAGCAGCAUUCUUUGCAGAACGUUUUGAAUCAUGGGAAGACAACCAAGUUCCGAAGUUCCACUAUGGUACUCAUUACUCAACGGCAAGUUUUGUCCUCGCUUGGCUGCUAAGAAUAGAGCCUUUUACAACUUAUUUCCUCAAUUUGCAAGGAGGGAAAUUUGAUCAUGCCGAUAGGACUUUUUCAUCAGUUUCCAGAGCUUGGCGAAAUAGUCAGCGUGAUACAUCUGAUAUUAAGGAGUUGAUUCCUGAAUUUUAUUAUCUCCCUGAGAUGUUUGUCAACUUCAAUAAUUAUAACCUUGGAGUGAUGGAUGAUGGGACAGUAGUAUCUGAUGUUGAACUUCCUCCUUGGGCCAAAACCUCAGAAGAAUUUGUUCGCAUAAACAGAUUGGCCCUAGAGAGUGAAUUUGUUUCCUGCCAACUUCACCAAUGGAUUGAUCUCAUCUUUGGCUAUAAACAGCAAGGGCCAGAGGCUGUGCGAGCCCUCAACGUGUUCUAUUACCUGACCUAUGAGGGAGCCGUCAACCUGAACUCAAUAACUGACCCUGUGUUGAGAGAGGCCGUGGAAGCUCAAAUUCGAAGUUUUGGACAGACGCCUUCUCAGCUGCUUGUAGAGCCCCAUCCUCCCCGCGGCUCUGCCAUGCAAGCGUAUCUCCUCCUGCAGAGCCCAUUGAUGUUCACAGACCAAGCCCAGCAGGAUGUUAUCAUGGUCUUAAAGUUUCCCUCCAACUCCCCUGUCACCCAUGUGGCCGCCAACACCCAGCCUGGCUUGACAGCUCCUGCUGUGAUCACCAUCACCGCCAACAGGCUCUUUGCUGUGAACAAGUGGCACAACCUUCCUGCUCAUCAAGGUGCUGUACAAGAUCAGCCAUACCAGCUGCCAGUGGAAAUCGAUCCUCUCAUAGCCAGCAGCACAGGACUGCACAGGAGGCAGAUCUCCGACCUUCUGGACCAGAGCGUUGCCGUUCACUCCCAGUGCUUUGUCGUCACCUCCGACAAUCGCUACGUCCUCGUCUGUGGCUUCUGGGAUAAGAGUUUCCGUGUAUAUUCUACAGAUACAGGAAAAUUGAUCCAAGUGGUAUUUGGUCAUUGGGACGUCGUCACUUGCCUCACUCGCUCUGAGUCAUACAUUGGGGGAAAUUGCUACAUUCUCUCGGGGUCACGGGAUGCAACCCUUUUGCUGUGGUACUGGAAUGGGAAAAGCAGUGGCAUUGGCGAUAACCCAGGCAGUGAGACCACCACUCCUCGGGCCAUUCUCACAGGCCAUGACUACGAGAUCACGUGUGCUGCCGUCUGUGCUGAGCUGGGCCUGGUGUUAAGUGGUUCUCAAGAAGGACCAUGUCUCAUACAUUCCAUGAAUGGAGACUUGUUAAGAACCUUGGAGGGUCCUGAAAACUGCUUGAAACCAAAGCUCAUUCAGGCUUCAAGAGAGGGCCACUGUGUCAUCUUCUAUGAAAACGGCUGCUUCUGCACUUUCAGCGUGAAUGGCAAACUGCAGGCCACUGCGGAAACAGAUGACCACAUAAGGGCCAUGCAGCUGAGCCGAGAUGGGCAGUACCUCCUUACGGGAGGCGACAACGGCGUGGUGAUGGUGUGGCAGGUGUCUGACCUCAAGCAGCUCUUUGCCUACCCAGGCUGUGAUGCUGGAAUCCGGGCCAUGGCUCUGUCUUUUGACCAAAGGUGCAUCAUUUCUGGCAUGGCUUCGGGGAGCAUCGUUCUCUUUUACAACGACUUCAGCCGCUGGCAUCAUGGACGCCAAACCCGCCACUGAUGGUGACGACGGGCCAGGGAGCACACCAGUCUACGGCAACAGCUCCCACAUCUGAAUGUAACAAAUUUGCUUGGAAAAGCAAAAUAUUUUUUGAAAUUGUAUUUUUGUAGACUCUGCUUGACAUGGGGAAUAGCAAAGCAGAAAACUGGCUGCUGGGCUCUGUAGUUUAAAAAAAUCUAUAUUUUUAGUCUUAUGAGAAGUCUAUUUUCACCAAUUAUGGAUCCACACAGUGGAGCAAACAAGCCACUUGUUCUAGCUAUAUCAUAUCGUGAAAAAAUAUUCACAUUUGUGUGUACUCUUGAAAAGUAUGAUUUUUAAAAGAGGGCAGUGGAUUCUAAUACUGGAAUGGGAUUUUAUGCUGCACUAGGUGUUGUAUUUUUCCAAACAAUUGUGCUGCUUCAGUGCUGAAAAGUUUUGGAAUUUAAGUAAGAAUGUUUAAAUUAUGGCAAAUGUAAUUUCCGACAUCUCAAUGAAUUGUUUCUGUAUUCAGGCAUGUGUUAGAUCUAGAAAAUUAUGGUUCUGGGAAGGCUGUUUUAUUUUAUUGCGUGGCAAACAAAAAUGUAAGUUAUAGCAAGUGUGAAGUACUUACUUUUUUGUGAUCUGUUGUUCUCAGAGCACAGCUAAAUGAGAUGCUCUUGGGAGCACAAGCUUUUUUCUCCUGAUCCUGCCCACCAGGUGCUGUGUGAGCAACAUGCAUUUCACCUGUCCUUAAACGGUCUCUACCUUCCUUUUGAUUAGCAGUUUGUACUAUGAAAAAAAUGUUAUUUUGGUGUUGUAUAAUUCUACUUUUCUAGUAGAUUGCUGUAUGGAAUUCUGUGAAAAAAAAUUUGAGAAAAAGUCAGUUAUUCCAUAAAUAAAUUCUUUGUAUGUUGUGAA